AUGCCGCCUCGUCCAGUCGCGUUCCCCAGAACCUAUUCGCUCUCCAUGAAAGCACACAAUAGUAAAAGAAGGUAUACACAGCGGCUGCACGUCCUCCCAUUGAAAGUGCACCUCUCUAACAUCCAAGGUCUGCACUCCAAUCUCGAAUCUGUCCAUCACCACCUAGAAACAGAAAAACCGCAGCUGCUGUUCCUCACUGAGACGCAGAUCAGAUGUCCGGCUGACACGGCGUACCUCAGCUACCCCGGGUAUUCUCUGGAGCACAGGUUCAUACCUCGUACCGGAGUCUGUGUGUACGUCCGUGAUGACAUUUGCAUCAAGCGUCUUAAGCACCUUGAGACAUCCAGUUACUCCAUCCUAUGGGUUCUGGUGGACACAGGACAGGAGAAAAUCCUGUAUGCCUGUGUCUACCGUUCGCACAGUGGAGACGUGGAAACAACUCAGUUAUGUGACCAUCUCACCCUAACGGCGGAUAAGGCUCGAGAGCGUUACCCUUCGGCACAGUUAGUCAUCCUGGGGGACUUCAACGCCCACCACCAGGAGUGGCUAUACCCAUACCAGGUGACCGACCAUGCUGGGAGAGAAGUGCGUAAACUAGCCUUGACGCUAGACCUCACCCAGCUUGUAAAUUGUGCUACCAGGGUACCAGACGUAGACUCUCAUACCGCCAACUGCUUAGACCUAUUUUUAACAACUGAUCCGGACAGUCACUCAAUAAUAGUUUCUGCACCACUGGGUACUUCUGACCACUGUCUGGUCAAAUCUGUAUCCGUCUGUUCCCCACCCGAAGAAGCCCCAUGUGGCCCAAGACGGGUCUGGCGCUACAAGGCAGCGGAUUGGGAUGAGAUGCGUCACUUUUUCUCGUCCUAUCCUUGGCGAGAGGUAUGCUUUUCUUCUGAUGAUCCGUCGAGCUGCGCUGAAGCCAUUACCGCGGUUAUACGCCAGGGUAUGGAAUAUUUUAUACCAUACUCUGACGUAGCGACGAAUGGAAAAGCUCGCCCAUGGUUUGAUGCGGAAUGCUAUCGUGCAGAAGUCAAAAAGCGGUCGGCAUACACUGCAUGGGCUGAAGCUCGAGCGCGCAAGUCUCCUAAUUCUCGGAAUUUGAAGAAAGCUUUUAACCAAGCUGCCAAGACAUGUAAAAGGGCGUUACGCAGGGCUAGAUUCAACCAUAUCAGCCGCAUUGGGGCCAAACUAGCUUCUUACCCUUCUGGGAGCAAAGCGUUUUGGUCCCUGGCAAAAGCUGUUGAAUCUAACUUUUGUCGGCCGUCACUUCCACCAUUGCUGAGGACUGAUGGAUCACUGGCCCAUUCUGCAAAAGAGAAAGCGGAUUUGUUUGCAUCUCUUUUUGCUGAGAACUCUCGUCUGGAUGUUGCAGGAAAAGCUCCACCAAUCUCAACUCGUGCUGACUGCAUUAUGGCAGAAGUACGCAUACGCCAAAAAGAGAUCCUUAAAAUCCUGCAAACUCUAGACGUGAACAAGGCCAGCGGACCGGACGGUAACGAUCUCCUUAGCGACCGGCAGUACGGUUUCCGCCAGCACCGUUCGACUGGGGACCUUCUAGUGUAUGCCACACAUAUAUGGAGUGAGGCCAUUGACAAACACGGCGAAGCACUUGCCGUGUCUCUCGAUAUCUCGAAGGCCUUUGACAGGAUUUGGCACGCGAGACUUAUAAGCAAGCUCCCUUCAUAUGGUAUUCCACCUGGCCUUUGCACUUGGAUUUCUGACUUCCUGAGCGAACGUUCAAUACAAGUUGUCCUUGACGGGUACUCGUCGGACAAAAAGGCUAUCAACGCCGGUGUUCCUCAGGGAUCAGUCUUGUCCGCUACCCUCUUCCUACUGCACAUUAACGAUCUGCUCGUCCCCGGUACCUUUGGGUAUGCUGACGACAGCACAGUGACGGACAGAUACUUCUCGAGUGCAAGGGCUAGAUUAGAAACUCUUCGGUAUGAAGAUUUUAGAACGAAACAGGAAGAUUCGAAUCCCGGUUAUGACAAAUGUUUUUACUAUCAAUCCAACAUUAACAAUACUUAA
Melitaea cinxia (Glanville fritillary) is the source of this 2031-nucleotide messenger RNA. RefSeq lists its product as uncharacterized. Gene Ontology annotation, molecular function: catalytic activity. The record is from RefSeq and is a predicted model, not a curated record. Bases 1 to 2031 code for a protein of 676 amino acids. NCBI's taxonomy places the organism in Eukaryota, Metazoa, Arthropoda, Insecta, Lepidoptera, Nymphalidae. The transcript is spliced from 3 exons.